GGAGCACUUCAAGAGUGAAAUGGAGGAGGACCAGCAGAACCCGGAGCAACAGAACCCGGACCAGCAGAACCUGGACCAGCAGAGCAACAAGGUCCCCAAAACACCAGCAGCAGGCUCGUCCUCUGAUACCACCGAUGUUCAGAAACGAAGAGGUGGAGGGGGACUCAAACGUCACAGCUUUGAGCUCUGUGGCAAAUCCUUCACAACAUCUGGAAGUUUAAAGAUUCAUGAGAGAGUUCACACUGGAGAGAAACCGUACAGCUGCGACCAAUGUGGUAAAACGUUUUCUGUUGGUAGUUACCUUAAAAGCCACCAACGCAUUCACACUGGAGAGAAACCGUACAGCUGUCACCAAUGUGGGGCAGUUUUCACCAGUCAAGGUAAUAAAAGCCACCAACGCAUUCACACUGGAGAGAAACCGUACAGCUGCAACGAAUGUGGCACAACUUUUACUCGGAGUACUCACCUUAAAAGACACCAACGCAUUCACACUGGAGAGAAACCGUACAGCUGUCACCAAUGUGGGGCAGUUUUCACCAGUCAAGGUAAUCUAGAAAACCAUCGACGUGUUCACACGGGAGAGAAACCGUACCGGUGUGACCAAUGUGGUAAAACCUUUACUCAGAGUAGUCACCUUAAAUCCCACCAGUGCAUUCACACUGCAUCGUUGUGAACAUGUUUCAGAGGCCAGCUAGCUGUUUCCUCCUGCCUCCUCCCCAUGCCCUGAUAGCUAUGUUGUUAUAUUCUGAGCUUCUCUCCACAUUGAAGUCUGACCAACAGUAACUUUACAAAACAAUUCAUCAAGAAAAUAUUCAGCAGAUUAAUGGAUGGUAAAGAAAAAAAUGUAUUACAUGAAUAAAGGUCAGUAUGUAGCCGUAGCCACAAGAACAUACAUGCUGUUUAGAACAUAAAGACCAGAAACUGUUGACUGUAGUCGAACCCCUGGGCCUGUGCCCCACAGACCCGUUCAAUAAUCCAUCCACGAGUCGACAGCUGGAGAAAGAUCAAGGAGGACAUUCACAUCCGACACCAGAGACCAUCUUUGAACAGAGACAGGGGUUACCAUCUCCCCCCGAAUACAACCACCUGUUAUCAUGUGACUGUGCUGGACUAGCGUCAUGUGAUGACAUCUGAGGAAGGUUAAGUGCUGAAGAAGGCCAUGGAAGGUGGUCAAAAGCUCCAAAAAGAAAGUAUGUGAGCCUUGAGUUUAGAAUGAUUUAUUCCAGAUGUGUUCCCAUUAUUGUUUUUAUCAGCUUCAUGCAUAUUCUUUUGUUCUUAUUGUUUUAUAGUUCAACAUUAUAUUUUCCUCCUCUGUGUAGUUUUCAUUGAAUAAUCUUUAUUUUACAUUUAUAUUCUUGUUUUUAUUUUCUAUGACUGAAUGUGGUUCAGUCAAUCUGUUG
Sebastes umbrosus (honeycomb rockfish) is the source of this 1400-nucleotide messenger RNA. RefSeq names its product zinc finger protein 239-like. The record is from RefSeq and is a predicted model, not a curated record. Gene Ontology annotation, cellular component: nucleus. The transcript has 3 exons. Bases 20 to 673 code for a protein of 217 amino acids. Lineage: Eukaryota; Metazoa; Chordata; Actinopteri; Perciformes; Sebastidae.